CUGGAGUCUCGCAGAAGAAGCGCUAGCGCCGAGGAUGAGGAGGAUGAGGAUGAGGAUGGAUGCUAUACCGUGUCGUCUCGUGUUUUUAGCCCUGUUCUUUGGAGCCAGGAUCCAGCACACAGAAGCAGCCUUACAGUGCUACUGUCACCGGUGUCCGAACCACACGUGUGCCACGGACGGCCUGUGUUACGUGUCCAUCACUAAAUCCGGCGGAGUGACCACACAGCAGAGCUGGUGCAUCAGCGAGAACGAGCUGAUCCCGCGAGACCGGCCCUUCGUCUGCGCUCCCUCCGCCAAACACGACACCGGCAUCUACCCCAUGUGCUGCGACACCGACUGGUGCAACAAGAACCCCGACCCCAACGCAUUCCCAGUGCCGACGCAGAAGCCGCCGGCGUUGGGGCCCGUAGCGUUCGCGGCCCUGAUUGCGGGGCCCGUGUGUGUGGUGUGCUUCCUGAUGAUCACCGUCUUCUACAUCUGCCACAGCCGCUCGGUCCUCCACCACCGUGUGCCUAACGAGGAAGACCGGUCCAUGGACCACCCCUUCAUCACGGUGGGAACCACACUCAAAGACCUGAUCUACGACAUGACCACAUCCGGCUCCGGCUCCGGUCUCCCUCUGCUGGUGCAGCGGACCAUCGCCAGGACCAUCAUCCUGCAGGACAGCAUCGGGAAGGGCCGCUUCGGGGAGGUGUGGAGGGGCAAGUGGAGAGGAGAGGAGGUGGCUGUCAAGAUCUUCUCCUCCAGAGAGGAGCGCUCCUGGUUUCGGGAGGCUGAGAUCUACCAGACCGUGAUGCUGCGGCACGAGAACAUCCUCGGCUUCAUCGCCGCCGACAACAAAGAUAACGGCACGUGGACGCAGCUGUGGCUGGUAUCGGACUAUCACGAGCACGGCUCUCUAUUCGACUAUCUGAACCGCUACACAGUGACGGUGGAGGGCAUGAUCAAGCUGUCUCUGUCCACAGCCAGCGGCCUGGCGCACCUGCACAUGGAGAUCGUGGGAACGCAAGGCAAGCCUGCUAUCGCUCACAGGGAUCUGAAGUCCAAGAACAUCCUGGUGAAGAAGAACGGCACGUGCUGCAUCGCUGACCUGGGUUUAGCUGUGCGUCACGACUCCGCCACCGACACCAUCGACAUCGCACCCAACCACAGAGUGGGCACCAAACGGUAUAUGGCUCCAGAAGUGCUUGACGAUUCAAUAAACAUGAAGCACUUUGAGUCUUUCAAGAGGGCAGACAUCUAUGCCAUGGGGCUGGUCUUCUGGGAAAUUGCCAGCAGAUGUUCUAUUGGAGGCAUUCAUGAGGAUUACCAGCUGCCGUACUAUGACCUGGUGCAGUCCGACCCGUCGGUGGAGGAGAUGAGGAGAGUCGUGUGCGAACAGAAACUACGGCCCAACAUCCCAAACAGAUGGCAGAGCUGUGAGGCUCUGCGUGUGAUGGCGAAGAUCAUGAGGGAGUGCUGGUACGCCAGCGGAGCGGCCCGUCUCACAGCCCUGCGCAUCAAGAAGACGCUGUCCCAGCUCAGCCAGCAGGAGGGCAUCAAGAUGUAGAGCAUUCCUUUCCCAUCGUCACGAGAGGACACAGCACUUUCCCUGACGUUUCCCGCAUCCUUGGCCUCGGUCUGAAUCGCGCCGGACUCCUCUCUCACACGGAGCAUCAUGCACGUGCAAGACGGAUGCUUUUAUUAUUUAUAAGUGGAUCUGAGUUUGGUUUGAGGUUUGACUGUUUCUGUGGGACCUCGUGUUUAAUUUCCGCUCAUCGCUGCAGCUCUUCAGCUCGGCGCGACUUUAAAUACAUGUUUUCUGUUUUUGCAAAAACAACUGGACAUGACCUCAUUCAGUCCUGGCGAACAUGCUGCGACAUAUGCAAUACAGAUUUACGACUUUAUAUUUUUACUGCUCUGCUACAAUGACUACGAUAACAACCAUGCCUUCCAAGCCAGGUGUUACCAGAAAGUGCCACUGCUUUGAACCAACUAACCAACCCACCCUCACGGCGCGCUGAUCUGCUGGUGCCAUCCUUCAUUCUCUCUGCCUCUCGUUCUGUGAGGAUGAAACAACGAUCAGACCUCUUCAUGUACAGCUGGAGCUGCGAGAAGGUUGGGAGCGUUACCUAAAGUUGCCCAAACACACACCUAGAUCGUUCUCAACAUGCAUCGAGGUGCAGUCGUAUAGAAAAUGGAUAUUUACUAAGCCAUGGCGCUUCCAACAUUUUGUGGCGACUUUUUCUAACAGAAUGUGCAAAACAUCAAGGACUGCUUUGAAAGUCUUUCGGGCGAGUCUUAAGGGACCAGUGUGUCGGAGCGGUCUCUGUGUGUGUGUGUGUGUCCAGUACAGACAUGUAGCAGCGGUUGUGACGCGCAGUGCUUUAUCAGAGCCGAUAGCCGCUCGCGAAUGAAGAGCGAAACGAGACGGCGUGAUUUUCUCAAGGUGUCAGUUUCUGGUGCUUAUAUAAGCAUGCAACUUGAGAUUCUUAUUUAUGUGCAUCUGUACGUUUGAGGCUUUUUCAGUCAUCUUUAUGGUCAGAUUAGAGGCCCUGAAUGUCGAAGGAAUAUUCAGAGAUGAGUGCAGGUCAAGCUCAGGCCACAGCAUUUGCGUUUUAAUGUUGAUUAGCACAAAACAAACUAAAUAUAAACAGAUAAAUAAAUGAAAAAUUUGAAAAACAACAAAAAUCAUGGUUACGAAUCACACUGAAAUUGAGGUAAUUUUUGGAGGAUUUCAAAUAUUUAAACAUUUUGUAAAAACGCUUACAC
Messenger RNA from Sinocyclocheilus rhinocerous, 2751 nucleotides. RefSeq names its product transforming growth factor, beta receptor 1 b (gene tgfbr1b). Bases 35 to 1549 code for a protein of 504 amino acids. The record is from RefSeq and is a predicted model, not a curated record. Gene Ontology annotation, biological process: transforming growth factor beta receptor signaling pathway; protein phosphorylation; cellular response to growth factor stimulus. Lineage: Eukaryota; Metazoa; Chordata; Actinopteri; Cypriniformes; Cyprinidae. Gene Ontology annotation, cellular component: signaling receptor complex; plasma membrane. Gene Ontology annotation, molecular function: ATP binding; transforming growth factor beta receptor activity, type I; SMAD binding. The transcript is spliced from 9 exons.